Oppiella nova is the source of this 3644-nucleotide messenger RNA. The record is from the annotation of a GenBank genome assembly. NCBI's taxonomy places the organism in Eukaryota, Metazoa, Arthropoda, Arachnida, Sarcoptiformes, Oppiidae.
AUGGAGUUUGAGGUCGAAAAUCCUGUACACCUGCCGGCGCUCACAAUGUGUGGACCCAAACACGAGUUCAUUACUGAGGAAUACAAGCAAUCAUUUCAGAAGAAAUUCAAUUCAUCGAAAGGUCAUCAAAAGGACUCGUCAUUAGAAAUCCUAUUAGCAUUGCAAGCAAAGAGCGUUCAUGAGCAAGCACAUUUGUUACAGUCUCGUAAGUAUUUGACUCAACAUAUUCGGUGCGAUUUGAUGGAGACGGUUAACAAGGUCAAAAACCUACAUCGGAAUGAUUGCAAUAAGAUAUCCAAGAUGCAAAUUAACAUCAAUUUUGAUUUAUUCUGCAUUUCCCUAUUCGCACAGUUGAAUAACGAAUCGGACGAUAAUUUUAUAGUUUCUUCAAACCCUAUAUUAGACAACGACCAGUCGAGGGCUCAGUCGGGCCACAGUCACAGCCACUACCAAAUGACAGGCGCCGUGAAUGGCGUCAACUCGAGCGAGUGUCUCAUCCAUGGCGUGCGGAACCAGAAUAAUAUGCUUUUCUAUGAAAUGCUGCAAACCAUGGGUUGCAUGCAAUUGAGUGACACACAAAUCCCCGAUCAGAUCCGCACUCUCCACAAGAACCACGUGUGCAGUAAUCGAGGCAAAAGUCGAUCCGUUCCCACCUCUAAGAUGCCCUCACUUCUGACCACUCCGUUGUCCACUCCGUCGACGCCAACAGAUUCUCGGAGAAUGUCUUUCAAUCGAAACCCAAUGAGUCAGACGUCGUCUCCUAUGAGACAAUCCAAGUCAUCGCUGUCUAUGACUUCACAAUCGCAUCGAAACCCAAACCAAAAGACAUUUACCGAAUACAUGCCUUUAUGUGAACUACAAAAAGGACUACAAAAAGGAGAUAUCGUUGAAGGGGUCCUACGAAUAAAUCCUCGCAAUUAUACGGACGCCUACAUAAGCGCACCGGGGGGCGGAAUCGACAUAUACGUUGGAGGAACGACUGAUCGCAACAGAGCUCUCAAUGGGGAUAAAGUGGCCGUUCGUAUAAAGCCAUCCCAAGAAUGGAAGGUCUUAUUGGACACCAUUCGCAUCCAUUGGGAUGAAUGGGAAGUAGACUUUGAAAGAUUGCUUGGGAUUCGCAAUGAAUCGGAUGGAACGGACGCUACCCAUGAGUCCAGUGCUCACAGUUCUCACGAUAUCGAGACCAUUGAUGAAAGCGACGAAUAUUGUGAUAGAAUCACUUUGAACAGUGAUUCAAAUAAUGAGUACAACACUACUAAAAACACAACUAAAACCCAAACCAAUGCUCAAAGUUGUGACACAAACGCAAAAACUUCCCAAAAGAGAAGGCGUUCGCGAAAAAAGAAGAAUAAAAGUGGAAGUGAUGAGAGAAAUGAUGUGAAAUCUUCUGAAUGUGAAAAGACAUCUCUUUUGAAACCAGAAGUUGUGAAUUCAUUGAUAAUCACUAAGAAAAGCCAAAGACAUUCAAGAAUUUGUGACGAAUUGAGUGCAACAUUGGAAAGAAUCGGUGACUUAAAGAUAGAAUAUUUAUUAAAUUUGAAGUUUUGGGAUAAAUUCAUACAAAGGACGGGUCGAGUGGUGGCCAUCAGUGAAUACAAUCACUCCCGCACUGCUGGCGGACGUCUCAGUCAUAUGAAGGAGAAGAACCAGAAUUGGGCGCUAUUUAUCCCAAACGACUCGCGCAUACCUCGUAUGCGAAUCGCGAUGAAUACCUGUCCGCCAGACUUCUAUCAUCAUUCUCAGCACUACAGCCAGAGUUUAUUUGUGGCACAAUUGCAGGACUGGAAGACUACUGAUCACAUCCCAAGUGGUAUUCUUCUGAAGCAUUUGGGAAAUGCCGGUGACGUCGACGCAGAGAGUGAACUCAUGUUAACUGAAAAUAACAUAGAGUUCGAUGACUUUCCUGAAGAGGCUUUCUAUGGAUUACCGAACAUUAGUGAUGACGAGUGGAAGUUCGAUGACUUUCCUGAAGAGGCUUUCUAUGGAUUACCGAACAUUAGUGAUGACGAGUGGAGUGAUAAUCAGUGGUCUAUUCCUGAGAAAGAAUUGCAAUACAGGCGUGACUUCCGUAAUGAGUGUGUCUUCACUAUCGAUCCGUCGACUGCCCGUGACUUAGAUGACGCCCUUUCCAUCAAACGUCUCAAUGACGGCAACUUCGAGGUCGGAGUCCAUAUCGCAGACGUAUCUUAUUUCCUGAAGGAAGGCAUGCCUUUGGAUGAUAUCGCCAGAAGAAGAGCCACUUCUGUGUAUUUAAUUCAAAGAGUGAUUCCAAUGUUGCCGCCAAUCCUUUGCGAGCGAUUAUGUUCUUUGAAUUCAGGCGAAGAAAAGCUGACAUUUUCUGUCGUUUGGAAUAUUGAUAAAAAUGGAGACAUUUUGGAGGAAUGGUUCGGCCGAACGAUCAUCAAGUCGUGCAUUAAACUGAGCUAUGAAUUGGCUCAAGACAUGAUCACUGAGCCCAACAGGGAGUGGAAGCCAUACGAAUUGCUAAAAAUGGAGACAUUUUGGAGGAAUGACAUGAUCACUGAGCCCAACAGGGAGUGGAAGCCAUACGAAUUGCCACUUAUUCACAAUCAGUGGACUUAUCGCGAAAUAUCGGAAAGCGUUAACCUUUUGAAUGAAAUUGCAGUCAAAUUAAGGAGACGACGCUUCGAAAGCGGAGCCCUAAAGAUAGACAAACUGAAGCUACACUUCAUUCUGGACAAGGAGUCGGGACUUCCCUCUGGUUUCUCUCCUUAUGUCUACCGCGACUCGAAUCGAUUGGUAGAGGAGUUCAUGUUAUUGGCGAAUAUGGCGGUCGCGCACCACAUAUAUAGAAAGUUUGGAGACAACGCCUUUCUUCGCUGUCAUCCCCCGCCCGAUGAGAAAGGACUCAAAGAGUUUAACGCCUUUUGUAGAUUCAAUGGCUUUCAAGUGAAUACCACUACUUCGCAAACACUUCAGCGAUCAUUGGAUGUAAUCGUCGACAACAAUGAGAACAUAUCGCGAGUUGUGGCCAAUUUCCUGUUGAAAGCCAUGCAAAUGGCAACCUAUGUCUGCCCGGGUAUGCAGUCUGCCAGCCAGACGCUGCAUCACUACGCCCUCAAUGUUCCACUUUAUACACACUUCACGUCUCCUAUCAGAAGGUAUGCCGACGUUAUCGUUCAUCGACUUCUUUCUGCGUCCCUUUCCUAUACGCCACAAAUCGGCGACUCAUUGAAAGACUUGCACCGAUUGGCCAAAACAUGUAAUGAUAAGAAAUUAAGCUCUCGUAUAGUGAGUGACUUGAGUGCCCGUCUGUUCCUUAAUAUCUAUAUCAAACACAUCGGCAAAAUGGAAACUAAGGGAAUAGUAGUCCAGGUAGUAUAUUUAGAUCAGUUGCCACUCAAACAGUUUACAUUUGAGACAAAACACGGCAAAAAUCAGUUAACUUUGGAGUGGAAUGACAGCACCGAUCCUUCGCAAGACAAUACUCAACAGAUUAUAAUCGCAUGUCUUUCGCUUGAAAUACAAGUGUCUGUGCAUAGGGACGACCUCACAAAACUCAAUACUAUUCUCCGGCACCCGAACGGGAGUUUCGUACAAAAACCAAUGCCUCAAUAAUACCGAGUCUUUCAACAAAUUUUGAAAUCAGUAUUUGUUUUAUUACUCAAACUACUAUACAGUAC